Messenger RNA from Penaeus chinensis, 1872 nucleotides. RefSeq lists its product as uncharacterized. Lineage: Eukaryota; Metazoa; Arthropoda; Malacostraca; Decapoda; Penaeidae. The record is from RefSeq and is a predicted model, not a curated record. Bases 1 to 1872 code for a protein of 623 amino acids. The transcript has 5 exons.
AUGCGUGACAAUGAAAUAAGUGAAAGUAAUGAUUUUGCAAGCGGCAGGAGACAGCUCUCUAGUUUUGUGGACGGCAAUGGACAGCCAGAGAGCACCCUGGCAACAAACAACGACAGUGAGUCCUUAACCAGCGACGGAACCUACAACGAAAUCGACAACAAAGCCGUUAGUACCUUAUGCAUCCUCCCCGAAGCCACCGGCUCCUGUAAGACCCGGACCAGGAAGGGGAAACGGGCGAGAGAGAACGCUGGCUCAAGAUCGGAUAAGGAACCCGAGGUCGAGCGGAGGGUCCCGAGCAUCGCGGGCGAAGCGCACAUGAGCGGGGCCAACGCGAUUCUGAUCAACGGGAACAACUACCUCAUCAUCCGCGGGGGCGCGGGGGGCCUCGGCGUGGGGCCCCCGGCGGGCGCGGUGGUCCGAGGCCUCGCCAGCAACGCCAAGAUUCUGAUCGCGAAGGACGACAGCGGCAAGACCAUGAAGCAGGCUCCUCAUCAGCACGAGCAGCAGCAGCGCGCCAGCAAGACGAGCCUCUUCCUUCCUCGGGCGCUGAAACCCGGGAGGACUUUGGUGCUUCGCAGCAACGCCCCCGAGCAAGGGAAUGGGCGGCCGCCGAAGAUCAGCCGCGGCAGGGACCAGCGCCCGGACGCAAGUGCUAAUCGAAGUGCGAGUGCCAUCAGAAUCUCAAGCAGAUACAGAAGCUUAAGUGAGAAUAAAAGUUUCAGUGAACGCAGAAACUCGGAUGGAAAGAGAGAAUCGAGCCGAGGAAAAAGUCCGGGUGGAAACAGGACGCCGAUUGAGAAAAGGCACGUGAACGGAAGCCGAGACGCAAGUGAAAAUAAAGGUCUGAGUGAGAAGAGAAUUUCGGCGGCGGCCAAGAGCACGAGCGGGAGCAGGCACUCGAGUGGAAGCAGGAGUUCGUGCGCGCAAGGGAGCGCGAUUGAGCGGAGGGGCAAGAUGGCCGUGGCGAGCGGGCAAGAGGCAAGGGCAAAAGGCAAGAGGAAGAAAAGAGGCGCGAAGCACAAGGUGGCCAGGGGAACGAGGCGGGACGGGAAUGGGAACGGCGAGGGCGGGAACGUUCCAGAAGAGAGCAAGGGCGAACACAGGCAGGUGGAAAGACAGAGGGACGAAAGAGGCGACGAGAAGGGAGAAGCCAAUCAGAGAGAGUACGUCGCGAGGAAGAAGGGGAGGAAAGAGAACGAGCGGCCAGCGAUCCAGACCCUCGGCCAACCGCUGCUCUGUAGGAACGAACCGAUUUUCGUCAAAGGGAAUUCGAUCAUCUCCUGCAAGAUUGAAGAACAGGAGAGUGAAGAGCAGACCGAAAUCAUAGUGAACGAAAACGAGGAGCCAGUCGUCACCAAGAGCAGACAGCAGACAGCAGAGUCCGCGAGACCGCUCAUCAUCACAGGAAAUGCCAAAGAAAACGUGAUGUGUAAACGCGGCUUCGUGUUGCCGGCGAACGAGAAAAGCGAUCAGAGACAAGAUCACGUGAUAAUCCGCGGAAUUGACCAAAACGUGAUAAGCAAGGGAAGGCCGAUAAUAAUCAGGAGUGGAGGCCAGCAGAACGUGAUCUGUGGCCGGCCCUCUGGUGGCGCAACCUACAAGCUGAAACUCAACGUGUCGGGCCUCGUGCAGGUGAAGCCGACCAUCGUGAUCAUCAGCACAGGUAAAGGGACUGUCAGAGAGACAAGAAAAUAUGAAGACGAUCCUCGUACACCUGAAACUCGACCCCCGAAGCCCACAACAGAUUCAGUCUACUUUAAGCAGCCGAGUGCCAGCCGCCGUCUGCAGCUCCCACAGCGUGACCGCAUCUCUAGUCUCAAUCCUCCUUUAGUAUCGCGGGCGUAUCGUGGGCGCCCGCUUUAUCCUGCAUAA